CAGAUCCACAGGACUUCUUAAAGCUAAUACAGCCUGCAAAUCUGAUAAAUACCAAAGCCUUUUUACCGCGCGUGUGUUCAUUAUAUCUCAGUAAAGAUUACAUCAGUUAAGCAAACCAGCGUGUCUUUCCUUGAGAUUCGGUAUAAACUUGAUGUGAAGCUGUGUCCACGAGACAGCGGAGACAUUAUAGUAAAAAGGCUUUUAAAACGUUAUCAGAAGCAGUUAAUCAGCUUUGAAUCGUCCGCAGCAGUAAAAAAGACUCAUAAAUCCUGUGCCCUGCAGUCUGUGUCGGAGUCAAGGCGCGAAGCACUAGAAAGUGAAACUAAUUCUCUCACGUGCUAUAACACCGCUGUGCUGUGUCCAGUCAUCAUCAUUAUCUGCGCUGCCAGCUAAAGCAAGAUGCAGAACCCAGAGAACAGCACUCUGACAGUUAACCCUCAAUGCUCCUAUAAAGAGGAAGACACCUUGCCAAGAAGUAGAUCUAGGUGCACAACAUUGUCUAGAGCGUCCAGUCAAACAAAUCUAACUUCGGUUAGCGCCGAUGCAUCAAGAUUUAAACGCCAUAGUUCUAGACACUCAAGCACCACCAGCCUGUCAUCCGCUAGCGCCAUAGCAACUAAGGCAAGAGCGAAAGCAGAGGCAGCUUGUGCAAUGGCGUCCUAUGCAAAGCAGGAAGCUGAAUUGAUGAAAGAACAAGCAAAAAGUGAAUCUGAAGCACUUAGAAGAAAAGCUGAAGUGCAAGCAUCUUUACACUUACUGCAACAGCAGAAAAACGCUGCAGCAGCCUUAGCCGAGGCAGAAGUUCUCACAAGGGCUGCCGAAGCUCAGUUCGCUGACAUAGAAACCCAGAUGUCACCCCUCAGCGCAAGCCAACGUACCCGUGAGUACAUACAGUCACAAGCAACCAUGUACACUGACCAGCAGUUCAAUGACACACCAAGGCCAUCAUUGACUCCACCAGCAAUAAGCAACUUUGAUACUAUGCAAUACUGCAAGACUGAAUUAGAACCUCAGGGUAGGAAGUCAAGUGGAUGCAUGCUCAGAGACCAAUCUGCCAACCUGACAAGAGUGCAAACGGAUGCGGAUUUACUCCCUCCUCAAGCAAAUACAAGUCUGGAUUAUAGCAGAAAGACUUGCAAUAGAGGAGAACAAAGCAGACUUAGUCAAGUACCUCAUCAGCCUUACCAGCCGCAGCCAUACCCUGAGUUUACACCCAGGAAGUAUUCACCAGAUGCAGCAAGAGCUACAGAGGUAGCAAGAUUCCUGAUGCGCCGUGAGAUAGUGAGCGCUGGUCUAAUGAAAUUCGACGACCGCCCAGAAAACUACUGGGCCUGGAAGUCUUCUUUCCUAAGCGGUACCCAAGACUUAGAUCUGACAGACAGAGAAAAGCUUGAUCUGCUCGUCAAAUGGCUAGGACCAGAGUCCACUGAGCAAACCCAAAGAAUCAAAUCAGUACAUGUUCAUGAUGCAACAGCAGGACUUGCAAUGAAUGGUCGUACAUCUUGUCUUUGCCCAUGUACCAACAGUCUACACAUUAAAGAGAGACUUGUUAACCCAACAUAUCAUCAGAGUAUCCAGAGGUGCAUGGAAGACUUAGCCUCAAUUGGAGAUACAGAUGAACUAGGAUGUAAGGUGUUUGAAAGAACACGAGACGACGACAAGCCAGCACCCUCUGUGGAAGAUACUCUCUUCCUUGAGAUCAUGGACAGAGAAGUUCCAAGCUCUACAGAAGGAUACAAGCGGUGGUUCAACUGUAAGGGAUCGCAGUUCGGUAUCAGCUUGUUUGAUAUGCCAGUUCUUUCGGAUUAUCUGUCUGAAAUAUUAGACAUAGGACUGUGUUCAAAUGAGAAAACAGCUCGGGUCAAUCCACCCUUCCUGCCGAUCCCCCUUCUGAACACCAGUUCUUCCCUGUCUUUCACUCUUGCCCUAGAGAAAGCAUCCUGUAUAAUCUGCUCAUUGUAA
This is a messenger RNA of Hyla sarda, 1962 nucleotides long. RefSeq lists its product as uncharacterized. Lineage: Eukaryota; Metazoa; Chordata; Amphibia; Anura; Hylidae. The transcript is spliced from 4 exons. The coding region runs from base 400 to 1962 and encodes 520 amino acids. The record is from RefSeq and is a predicted model, not a curated record.